AUGCCGAUGUGCAAGUAUGACAGCAGGGGUGAUCUGAAUAGAUACAUAACGUCCUAUGAAGGGAAUAUGAUCCUAUACACAAAUUUUGAUGUCGUUUGGUGCAAGGUUUUCCCAACCACCUUGACCGGAGCAGCUUCAGAUUGGACGUCAGGAGAGCUGAUGGCAGUUGAGCAAAAAUUGGAUGAAUCUCUAAGGGACUAUAUCAGGAGGUUCAACAAUGAAGCAAACACAAUCCCGAAGUUACAACAAGAAAUCGCAGUUAUGGCGUUGAUGAGUGGCCUCAAUAAUUGUGAAUUCAAACGAUAUCUAAUACGGAAGAGUCUCCCGACGUUAGCAGCGGCCUUUAAUAAGGCUCAUGAUUACAUCAAAGGGGAAGAGCUGUUGAAAACAAUUAGCAAAACUGUCCGAUAG
This is a messenger RNA of Chenopodium quinoa (quinoa), 411 nucleotides long. RefSeq lists its product as uncharacterized. The coding region runs from base 1 to 411 and encodes 136 amino acids. The record is from RefSeq and is a predicted model, not a curated record. Lineage: Eukaryota; Viridiplantae; Streptophyta; Magnoliopsida; Caryophyllales; Amaranthaceae. The transcript is spliced from 2 exons.